ACACAGUGCGGCUUGUGGAUCGGUAAACCCGUAAAGGAUGUGGGGCUUUUAGAGGACGCGAUCCUAUUAUGCACAUCUGGAGGAAAUGUCCGGCUGUGAUAGGGCAGAUCCUUCUCUCUUUCAUACGCAGCUCAGUUGGGGAGAAUCCCCUUCUCUCCGCCCUUAGCAACCGCGCCUAGCAACGUCACAUAGCUCGCUUGGGCGGACUCGGUCGCAUCAUUCGGGGCGCCCUUUCGGUCCUUGUGUGGGGUUGGCUUUCUACGCGAGGCCGAGGCUUUUACGGCCUCGCCCGAAAGGGGGAUGUUGAAAGUGAAGAUCCUCUUCGUCGGCCCCAUCGAGGCUGGAAAGUCGGUCUUGGCAAACUUCUUGUCCGAGAGCACUGAGGGCAUUGGCAGCUAUCUCCCGACACACGGAGUAAGGAUCCUAGAAUAUGAGAAGCCACACAUCGGUGGGAAUGGAAAAGGAGUAGGGUGUCGGUUUGAACUGUGGGAUUGUGGAGGGGAUCAAAAAUUUGAGACUUGCUGGCCAGCACUGAUGAAAGAUUCCCAUGGGGUUGUCAUCAUCUUCAAUCCAGACUUGCCCAGUCAUGUGAAGGAAAUCGAAAUGUGGUACUCCUGUUUUGUCCAACAGCAGCAGUUGCUUGAAAGCCAGUGCCUGCUCAUUGCGCAUCAAAAGCCAGGCUGCACGACAGACCCGGAGAAUUUCACCUUGCCUCCACCACUGAACAGGCUGCAGUUGGUACACUCCAGCCUUGAAGAAGACCCUGAAGAUGUCCGGAUGGAAUUUGUGAAGUACCUCAAGGGCGUUACCAACUUGGUGAAUGAGAACCAAGAGAGAGAGGAGAUGUUGCUUAUUGCUUAGAAGCAUGACAAAUCUUGUAGUGAUGAAAUUAAAAGAAUUGCCCAUUGAAACACACAAA
Rhineura floridana is the source of this 919-nucleotide messenger RNA. RefSeq names its product intraflagellar transport 22 (gene IFT22). Gene Ontology annotation, biological process: intracellular protein transport. Gene Ontology annotation, cellular component: endomembrane system. Gene Ontology annotation, molecular function: GTPase activity. The record is from RefSeq and is a predicted model, not a curated record. Lineage: Eukaryota; Metazoa; Chordata; Lepidosauria; Squamata; Rhineuridae. The transcript is spliced from 5 exons. The coding region runs from base 301 to 861 and encodes 186 amino acids.